Molecule: messenger RNA, 1251 nt
Organism: Aspergillus affinis
Lineage: Eukaryota; Fungi; Ascomycota; Eurotiomycetes; Eurotiales; Aspergillaceae
Product: Zn(II)2Cys6 transcription factor domain-containing protein
Exons: 2
Coding region: 1-1251 (416 amino acids)
Biological process (GO): regulation of DNA-templated transcription
Molecular function (GO): zinc ion binding; DNA-binding transcription factor activity, RNA polymerase II-specific
Source: RefSeq, a predicted model, not a curated record
AUGCCGUCUUCCAAUUCGUCCAAAGAGCGAUCCAAUCCCCCACCGCGGCGGAAGUCCUGUGAAGCGUGCAAAAUCGCCAAGCGACGCUGCGAUCUCGCCUUUCCGGCCUGUUUUCGAUGUGCGCGAAGGAAUUUGACUUGCGUCUAUCCCGGCAAGCAACCGGCAGUAUUCCAGGACCCGGCGCUUGAUGUACUCUCGAUGAUCGACCAGUCCCAGGAUCUGCCGCCCUUUCCUUCCGUGGUAUCUCACUGUCCCCCGGAAUUCAACCUCUCAGCCUUGUCGGAUCUAGAACCUCCGGGAUUUGCUAUGCUGAAUCAGGAGAGGGAUCAUUCUUUGACUGCUUCGCCAGAUCUCUUUCAUAAUUAUCACCAGUCUAUUGUGCAGGCACCUAGGACCGAAACGGUGAUACUGCGAACGAGGUCAUCGACCCCGAUAUCAAGUGUCAUAGCUCAACGACUGCAAUUUUCCAUCGAUAUGCUCAAGAAUGCCCCUCGUAUGAUGGUGCUGGAGAACCAGACCCCGUGGUGCCACUCUCAGCUCUAUAAAGAUGGAAUGCCUCGGGUUAUGCAGGAUGCCUUCUCUUGUUGUGCUAUGUACAUGGCAAGGAACGAUGUAAAUGUACCAGUCAUAUUGGCUUCUUUCAAGACACGCAUCCAGGAUCUUCUCUCUUCCAGUCCGCCCAUAACCCCUCUGGAGGCUUUGGCCCACACCCAGGCCUUGCUUCUCUACCAAAUAAUGCGCCUUUUCGAUGGGGACAUCCAGGCCCGCGCUUCUGCAGAACCCCUCAUCUCGACGUUAGAAUCAUCAGCCCUCUCGCUCCUCCAGUACAUCCACUUCCCGGAUCCCCUGGAGCCGGAGACCACCUUUCCUGGCUCCAUCGAGCCAGUCAUGGAGUUCUGGACCUCAUGGGUCUUCCAGGAGUCCGCACGGCGCACGGUCCUAGUCACCUUCUACUUCACCCAAAUCCACCGGCUUCUUCACGACGACCCGAAUAUGCAGUGUGAUGGCCGACUAGGACUCGUUCAUUCCUGGUACUUCUCGGCAGAGCUGUGGCAUGCCCAGAGCGCAUUCGACUUUGCGGUGGCCUGGACUGAAAAGGAGCAUUUUAUUGUCUACGAUGCCAAUUUCUCGGACGUAUUACAACGGGCGCGACCGACGGAUGUGGACCUGUUCGGGCGAAUGCUGUUGAGUGCAGUCUUGGGCAUCGACGAGAUUCGCGCGUGGUUUUACUCAAGGGGUGCGAUUCUUUAG